AUGAAAAUUUCAAGUUCAAAACCCUAGUUUCUCCCCGUCUAGGGUUUAAGCAGCAGAAGGUUUCCAAACAAAGCCCGACUUAUUCGUGCAUAUAUAUAUACACUUUCGAUGCCUUCCUUUUGCAUAACUAUGAGGAUUAUGUACAAAACCCUAAUCUCACGGUUUCAAAAUGGUGGGGUUUUUGUUUGAUUCCAACAUUGAAGACGACCUCAACAGUCACCUCUCAAAGCUCAGGAGCCCAGACGAUCAAUUUGACCUCUCCAUUCCCGAACUCGACUCUUUCGCAGAUUCAUUUCUUGAUUUAGAUUCCAUAAAGGAUUGGAUGGCCGAAGUUCCAGACCCAAAUUUGAUCCAGCCAAAAUCAGAACUUGAUACGGUUGGUACAGAAGGGGUUGAAUUCGGGGUUGCUCAGAAGGGUAUCAAGAUGGCCGCAGAUGUUUCUCUUAGAGAAACCACUGUUGGUGAGCGAUUUGGUAAUGAGUCUGAGAAAAUGGAAAAUUUUGGUUCUUCGAUUGAGGAAGAGAUGGGGAAGUUUAGUCUGGAAGAGGGAUUAGGUGGUUCGGUUGUUGCCGAUGGGAAUGGUGCGAAGAGCGGUGAAGUAACAGGUAUUAAUGGUACUGAAUCUAAGAGUGUUGACUUUGUCUGUGUUAAUGGGAAUGGUGUGAAGAGUGGUGAAACUGUGAGCAUUGAUGGCAAGGGUGAUAGUAGUGGGGAUGAGAGUGAUAGUAGUUCAGAGUCGGAGAGUGAGAGUUCUUCAUCAUCAUCAUCUGCGUCAUCUUCUAGUAGUGAAGAUGAUGAGGUUGAGCAGCAGGAUGUAGAAGGGGAGGAGGAAGAAGAUAAAGAUGAAGAGGAUGAGCGGGAGAAGGGAAAGUUAACUAGAGACACAGAUGUAGAAGAAGGUGAGAUUAGGGAUUCUGAUGGAGGGGAGAUGAUUACUUGGAGUGAUGGUGAGGACGAUGAAGAUGAUGGUGGUGGUGGCAGUGUUACAAAAGGACCCAUUAGGUCCAAGAAUGAGCUUAAGGAUCUCCCUCCAGUUCCUCCAGUGAAUGUGACCUUGCAACCGUAUCAUCAGACCCUACCAGUAGGAUUUGUUUUAUCGAUUAUCGGUUCCCAAGUCAUUGUGGAAGGGGCGGAGAAGCACAACCCUCUUAACGAGGGUUCUAUCCUCUGGAUAACAGGAAGCAGAUCCCCAUUAGGGCUUGUUGAUGAAAUUUUUGGACCUGUCAAGAAUCCUUAUUACAUGGUAAGAUACAAUUCAGACAAUGAAGUCCCUGUUGGGAUUCAACAAGGCACUCUGAUCUCUUUUGUCCCAGAAUUUGUGGAUCAUGUCCUCAAAGACCCCAAUCUUUACAAGAAAGGGUAUGAUGCAUCUGGUGAAAAUGACGAAGAGAUGUCGGAUGAGGCAGAGUUUUCAGAUGAUGAGAAAGAGGCUGAAUACAGGAGGAUGCUGAAGAUGACAAAAAGGGGGGGAACUAAUGACCAGAAACAUGGAAACACAAAAAAAGGUAGGAAGUUCAAAAAUCGUGGCGGAACAUGGAAAAAUGGUCAACCUUCAACCUCAGAAGAGCUAGAUGUUUCCAGGAAAAAUGGUCAACCUUCAGCCUCAGAAGGGCUAGUAGAUGUGUGCAAGCUUCCACCUAACCAAAACCAACAUUGUAUCGCACCCUUUGCAGUGCCACUAGACCGUGGUAAUUUUCCUCACUCCUUUGGCCAAGGUCAAGGCUUUAACCAAGGACAAGGCUUUACUGGCGGUCCAGGCUGCGUUCCACCAUUUCUGCAACUGGCGCAGGCCCCUGGUUUUGUUACACCUUCUAAUGGGGUUUUUACAAAUGGGAUGCCGUGUCAGCAGCAACAAGGCACUGUUCUUCCUAAUGGAUAUCCAACAAAUAGUAUGCCGUGGCUGCAACAGACUCAUCUUCAGCAAUCCUAUCAGAUGCCUUUCCCGAACAGAAUGCCAUUUCAACAGCAGUUCAAUCCUAGCCAGAUGUUACCAUCUAAUCUUGUUUUACCAGGUCAGCAGUCAUAUUUUUCUGCAGGACCCGCAUAUGCGCCUUGGCCUCCAUAUGCAAGCCAAAGUGGCUUCAACCAAACACCGUUUGGGAUGGAAUUGCGGAACCAGCAUCCUUGCCCACCCAUAAAUGUGGAAGAACAAGGAGCUCCGUCAAGUGGAAUGCAAAAAGAAAACAAUUGUGAUCUUCAGCCACCACCUGUUAAUCCAGGCCACAUUGAAGCUUCUCAGAAUUUUAAUCAGGCUGUGUAUCUUGGUCGUGGUGGGAGACAAUACCCCAGAGGCGGCGGUCGUUUCGGAAGAGGGAGAGGUAGAGGGAGAGCCCAGCAGCAAUCCAAAUAAUUAGUUGGUGUUGUAGAUAAACUUAUAAUAGUCUUUGUAAAGAGGCUGGCAUUUUGAAACUUGUUUGCCUUUCCUGUAUGCGAUUGGGUUUGAGGGCUAGUGGCUUCUUUAUUGGACAUCCUUUUUGUUUUCCUCC
Cornus florida is the source of this 2486-nucleotide messenger RNA. RefSeq names its product H/ACA ribonucleoprotein complex non-core subunit NAF1-like. Bases 170 to 2350 code for a protein of 726 amino acids. NCBI's taxonomy places the organism in Eukaryota, Viridiplantae, Streptophyta, Magnoliopsida, Cornales, Cornaceae. The record is from RefSeq and is a predicted model, not a curated record. The transcript has 3 exons. Gene Ontology annotation, biological process: box H/ACA snoRNP assembly; pseudouridine synthesis; ribosome biogenesis. Gene Ontology annotation, cellular component: sno(s)RNA-containing ribonucleoprotein complex. Gene Ontology annotation, molecular function: RNA binding.